Molecule: messenger RNA, 931 nt
Organism: Oreochromis niloticus (Nile tilapia)
Lineage: Eukaryota; Metazoa; Chordata; Actinopteri; Cichliformes; Cichlidae
Gene: polr2h
Product: RNA polymerase II, I and III subunit H
Exons: 6
Coding region: 225-677 (150 amino acids)
Biological process (GO): DNA-templated transcription
Cellular component (GO): RNA polymerase III complex; RNA polymerase II, core complex; RNA polymerase I complex
Source: RefSeq, a predicted model, not a curated record
UUUCAAACCGGAAGCACUUUGUAUGUCAAAGGUUGAGCACAUUGUUUCUGCGCGGUACAGUCUGUUUGGGAUAAUAAUGAAUGAAAUUUUGAUUAAAUAAGACAUUAGCGCAAAAUUAAAUACUCGCUGUCGCAGUCUGAAAACCCGAGUGAACGCGACGCCAUUGUAUUUACAGUAUAAUAUCAAAACUUUAUCGUAUUUGAGGUUGACAGACUUGGAGAGAGAUGGCUGGAAUUCUUUUUGAGGAUAUUUUUGAUGUAAAAGAUAUCGAUCCAGAUGGCAAGAAGUUUGACAGAGUAUCUCGCCUCCAUUGUGAAAGUGAAUCGUUCAAGAUGGACCUCAUCUUGGAUGUGAACAUUCAGAUCUAUCCUGUUGAUCUUGGUGACAAGUUUAGACUGGUGAUUGCCAGCACGUUAUAUGAAGAUGGAACACCAGACGAUGGAGAGUACAAUCCUCAGGAUGACAGACCGUCUAGGGCAGACCAGUUUGAUUAUGUGAUGUAUGGGAAAGUUUACAAGAUUGAGGGCGAUGAAACUUCAACAGAAGCUGCCACACGUCUCUCUGCUUAUGUGUCUUAUGGAGGCCUCCUCAUGAGGCUACAGGGGGAUGCCAACAAUCUUCACGGCUUUGAAGUGGACUCCAGGGUCUACCUGCUCAUGAAGAAGCUGGCCUUCUAAAACACACCUUUGGUCACCCACCCAUGGUUCACCAGUCAACCUUAAAAUUAUACUGAACUGAGUACUGAAAACAUGCAUAUUUUCAGGUCUGGAGAAUCUACAAGGAAGCUGUUGGAAACUUUUAUUUUGUUGAUUUUCAUUCCUCCAUCAGGAUGGACUAAAGACUAAACACUGUGGCACAUAAGAACAGCUACCGACUCCACCUGCAGACAAACUGUAAAUAAAGUUUUCUUUUAUACACACUGGCAUGUUUA